Mucor mucedo is the source of this 1177-nucleotide messenger RNA. RefSeq lists its product as uncharacterized. Bases 1 to 849 code for a protein of 282 amino acids. Gene Ontology annotation, molecular function: oxidoreductase activity. The record is from RefSeq and is a predicted model, not a curated record. Gene Ontology annotation, cellular component: endoplasmic reticulum. The transcript is spliced from 10 exons. NCBI's taxonomy places the organism in Eukaryota, Fungi, Mucoromycota, Mucoromycetes, Mucorales, Mucoraceae.
AUGGCCAAGCAAGUUAUUCUUAUCACCGGCUGCUCAAAGGGUGGCAUUGGUUAUGCACUUGCAAAGACAUUUGCUCAACAGGGUAACCAUGUCAUUGCAACAACACGUAAUAUUGAUGCUUUAGAGGGUUUAGAAGCAUACGGCUGUGAGAAAGAGGCUUUGGAUAUCAAUAGUCAGGAAUCGAUCAAUGCAGUCACCCAGAAAAUCAUUGAUUCAGUUGGUCAAAUCGAUGUUUUAAUCAAUAAUGCGGGAGCUCCUGCUGUUGGCGCCUUGUUAGAUAUCGAUUUAGACACUGCUCAACAGUGCUAUAACACCAAUGUCUUUGGUACACUCAAGCUCAUCAGAGCUGUUGCUCCCCACAUGGCAAAGAAAGGAAAAGGAAAGAUUGUAAAUGUUGGUUCGGUUGUGGGUUAUUCAAGUACACCUUGGGCAGGUAUUUAUGCUUCAUCUAAAGCCGCUGUUCAUUCCAUGUCCGACACAUUACGUCUUGAAUUAAAACCAUUUGGUAUUGAAGUUGUAGUUGUAGCCCCAGGUGCUAUUACUUCCAAUUUUGGUAAUGCUGGUGCUAAAUUAGUUACUGUCCCUGAAGAUUCCUUGUACAUUUCUGUAGCCAAGUUUAUUAUUGCUCGUGCUACGUUAUCCCAAGGUCCUGGGUCUACACCAAACGAAGUAUUUGCCACGCAUGUCGUCAAGAGAGUCCUUCAACCUGUUUCCCCUCGUUACAUUACUUUUGGUGCUACCUCUUGGAUAUUCCUCUUCUUGUAUUAUCUUCCCUUUUUUGUAAAGGAUUUCAUCUUUUACAAAAAGUUUGGUUUGAAUUUGGUCAAGACAAACAAAAAACAAGAUUAAAGGGUUUCUUUCUCUACUUUUUUUUUUGUCGGUGUGCAUAAUUUAGACGCAUUGAAAAUAGUGUCAUAUAGUUAUUAGUUGCAGCAAAAAGUUGUAUAAAUAAUAUUUAUCCCAAGCCAUUUUCCUUGAAUUCUUAAAAAAACCCUCAAAAUAUGGAGUCAACUAUAAAUAACCGAAUGCCUUUUAUUUAAUUUUUUUUAUUGGUAACUAUUACGUACACACAUCUUGGAACGAAUGAAAUGAACUCAUUUAAAGCACAAUAUACUAUUGUGUUUUACCAUUAAUGGACUUGUAAAUGGAUAGUGCCUGAGAAUUAAAUAGGUGAGUA